Molecule: messenger RNA, 840 nt
Organism: Monoraphidium neglectum
Lineage: Eukaryota; Viridiplantae; Chlorophyta; Chlorophyceae; Sphaeropleales; Selenastraceae
Exons: 4
Coding region: 1-840 (279 amino acids)
Source: RefSeq, a predicted model, not a curated record
AUGCUGAAAAGGGUCACCGUUCCAUACACGGUCACCCCCGCGCCCAUCCCCGACCUAAGCUUCGACAAGAUUGUGUGGGCCAAGAAUGGCAGGUACGAGGGCGUCUACUGGAGCGCAACCACGGCGGCCCAAACAUUUGGCGUCAAGAUGAGCGUGUCAAACCAGGGCACCCUGCCCGGCAAACUCGGCGCCAUCAAGUUCUGGUCAGUGCCCUUCGGCAGCCCCUUCGUCCCUAGUUGCAAUGCGACAGCGGACGUUUCCACGGCCCUGAAGAGCGACACGAUUGCGCCGCUUGGCAAGUCCAAGACCUUCACGGUCAAGGGCAUCCCGGCCCCGGCCACGCCUGGCAAGAAGACCCUUGUGGGCUUUGUGGACGGAGACUGCGCCACGGCCGAGGCUGACGAGGACGUUGACAACAAGAUCACCUUCACCUACAAGGUGCUGCCCCAGCCCCUGCCGGGAUUUCUGGUCACCAGCAGCAAGGCCAAGCGGACAGCCGCCGGCACGGCCGAGUUCCGCAUUACCAUCAAGAACGUCGGCCUCGCUGCUGGCGCGCUGGGCGUCGUGUCGGUGUUCCGGAGCGGUUUUGAGUUCCGCGAGGUCCUCAACUGCAGCACGUACAACACCACGGGCUGGGGCUCGUCGGCUGCCGUGACGACGCCGAUCGAAGUCGGCAAGAGCGCCGUUGUCGUCGUGCCAAACGUGCCGCUGCCGUACCCUGUCACAGUUACCAAAACCGCCCUGGUCCUCGUGGACGGGGCUUGCCAGGUCCCAGAGAUCUUCGACGUGUUUGAAGAUCCUAACACAGUGCACAGCUUCACAUCAAAGUACAGGGCCUGA